CCAACGAUACUUGUGCUUUCUCUGUUAUUAGUACCUUUGGACUGAAAGAGUAAAUAAAUCUCAGUGGCGAUGUAGCUGACUUUGAACUUAUCUACAGAUGACAAGAUCUGAAGAUUUGUGAAAGUUCUAAAUAUGGGAAACUUCCAAACAGAUGAUUUCAUAGCAGGUUGCCUAGGAGGAGCUUCUAGUGUCAUUGUAGGACACCCUUUGGAUACAGUUAAGGCUCGGUUACAGGUCGGUCAUGGAUAUGGAAAUACAUUCAACUGUAUUAUAUCAAUCUAUCGGAAUGAAAGUGUUGCCGGAUUCUAUAAAGGAAUGUCUUUCCCGUUGGCCAGCAUUGCAGUCUACAACUCUGUGGUUUUCGGUGUCUUCAGAAAUACUCAAAGAUUUAUUAGUGAAUGUCGAAAUAGAAGCCAUUGCCGUGCUCCUGACAUUUUAGAUGUGACUGUUGCAAGCAUGGUGACAGGAUUUAUUUCUGUAGGAAUUGGUAGCCCUGUUGACCUGGUAAAGAUAAGACUUCAAAUGCAAACACAAUCUUUCAUCCCAGGUAGGAAGGAAAACAUGCCUACGAAACAUAAAUCGCCAUUGUUUCAACACCAAGCUGCCUAUAAAGGUCCAAUACAUUGCUUCAAUUCAAUUAUAAGGCAAGAGGGAUUUGCAGGAAUGUAUCGUGGUGCUGGGGCUAUGAUUCUGAGAGAUGUUCCUGGCUAUUGUUUGUACUUCAUUCCUUACACAUAUCUAUGUGAAUGGCUAACUCAAGACUAUCACGCAGCACCAAGUGCCUCUAGUGUCUGGAUCGCAGGAGGUAUUUCAGGAGCGAUUUCCUGGGGCACUGCUACACCCAUGGAUGUGGUUAAAAGUCGCCUUCAAGCUGAUGGUGUGCAUUGUAAUAAAUAUAAAGGAGUGACAGACUGUAUUUUACAAAGUUACCAUAAGGAAGGUUUUAAAGUAUUUUUUAGGGGCAUCACUGUAAAUGCAAUCAGAGGAUUUCCCAUGAGUGCAGCUUUGUUUCUGACUUAUGAACUCUCGCUGAAAGCUAUAAAGAAGACUAAAGUGGAAACAGACCCUUGAUUUGCAGGUGAAGAUGAAAAAUAUUCCGAUCUGACUUUGCUCUUCCUGGUAACAUUUCUACAGCAAUGAAAUUACCACAAUUAAAUGAAACGUGUUGUUAUAAUGGAUCAUUACAAUAUCAGAUAAUUAAGAAUUAGUGUAAGUAGUCAGUACAGUAUGAGUUGCCCUGUACUUUUCCUACCACAAACCUCAAACCUCUGUCAAUAAAAGUCAAUAAAAAAAACCCCUCAAAACUCUGAUGACGUCAAAAUAAUUAUGUUUGAAUGAUUACCAUCAGAUGUGAGAUGAAUGUACUUUACCUGUUUCCAUGUAAGCUACUUAAAUUGCUGGAAGUCAUAGCUCAAAAUAA
Molecule: messenger RNA, 1420 nt
Organism: Spea bombifrons (plains spadefoot toad)
Lineage: Eukaryota; Metazoa; Chordata; Amphibia; Anura; Pelobatidae
Gene: SLC25A48
Product: solute carrier family 25 member 48
Exons: 7
Coding region: 133-1071 (312 amino acids)
Biological process (GO): transmembrane transport
Cellular component (GO): mitochondrion
Molecular function (GO): transmembrane transporter activity
Source: RefSeq, a predicted model, not a curated record